Molecule: messenger RNA, 1614 nt
Organism: Glycine soja
Lineage: Eukaryota; Viridiplantae; Streptophyta; Magnoliopsida; Fabales; Fabaceae
Product: CBS domain-containing protein CBSX5-like
Exons: 2
Coding region: 129-1316 (395 amino acids)
Source: RefSeq, a predicted model, not a curated record
UAGCGAGGUGCCUAUAAAUAUCCCAACGUCUUCCCCCUCGUUCUCAGCUAAAAAUUUAGAAACCUUGUUUUUUCUUCCAACAACCAAAAUCUCGCUUCUUUUGUGAUUCUUGUUCCCUCGAACAGUGUAUGGCAGCUAGAUUGUCAGGGCAUGAAUUGUCUGAUCUGUGUCUUGGGAAACCGCCGCUUAGGGCCCUCUCCGUCCGCGACACCGUAGCCGACGCCCUCGCCGCCUUGAAGAGGAUUGACGACACCUACGUCAGCGUCUGGAACUGCAACCACUCCUUCAUCCGAAAACAACAACCUCAAAUUCAAUCCCAGAACCAAUGCUGCUGCACCUGCAUCGGUAAGGUUUGCAUGCUCGACAUCAUCUGCUUCCUCUCCAAACCCCAGAGCCUCUCCUCCCCUUCCGCCGCCCUUCAUUCCCCUAUCUCCGCCGCCCUCCAAGACAACUCCGCCGUCCUCGUCCUCCAUCUCCCACCCUCUGCCAGUUUACUGGAGGCUAUAGAUGUUAUGCAAGAAGGGGUGCAGAACCUGGUGAUACCAAUACAAAACCAGGUUGAAUCUUUGGACUCCAACAAUGUGCACCACAAUAACAACACCACAUACUGUUGGCUAACUCAAGAGGACGUGCUCCGCUACCUCCUCAACUCAAUUGGUGUGUUUUCCCCAACACCGGGGAACCCCAUCAACACCUUAGGCGUCAUCGACACAAAAAACCUCUUUGCAGUGUGCUAUGAUGACCCUGCCUCCUCUAUCUUGGACCUCUUGGCCUUGUCCCUCAUAUACCAAAGCUCUGUCGCCAUCGUCGACCCAAAUGGUAAGUUCGGUGGCGAAAUCUCCCCCGUUAUGCUCAACUCCUACGACGAAUCGGUCGUGCCGGCUAUAGCCACCCUCUCUGCCGGCGACCUCACCGCCUACAUCGACUGCGGCGGGCCACCGGAGGACUUAGUGCAAUUAGUGAAGGAGAGGGUGAAAGAGAAGGUGGAGGAGCAGAACAUGUUGGAAUUACUUGGCGAUGAAACAACAAGAACAGGACUUACUUCAUGGUCUUCUUUUUCUUCUAGUUGUUCUUCCGACGAAGAAUUUUGCUCUGGGAAGAAUUGGAAGCUUGGAGGGUACUCUGCAAGGGUGGGGAGAAGGUCUGAGGCCAUUGUUUGCCACCGUUGGAGCUCUUUAGUUGCUGUGAUGAUUCAGGCAUUGUCACAUCGUGUGAGUUACGUGUGGGUUGUGGAAGAGGAUGGAACCUUGACGGGGAUUGUUACUUUCCAAGGAAUGUUGAAGGUUUUCAGAGACCACCUCAAAUCCAUGUGCUAACAGUUACUACUUUACUACUAUAUUACAUGAUGAUGAUGUAGACAACAACAACUACUAUGCUACUACUUCCUCUAAUUUGUUGCAAUAAAAACCCGCUUGCAAAUUGUCUCCUUCGGCUUUGUCCAGGAAUUUAGACGUGAAGUAGAUAGCACGGAUUUGUGUUAGGCACAAAUCAAUUUUGCUUUUUGUUUUCCUACCCGUGACUUUCUUUUGCUUAAAUUUGGUCUCCCGGCCCAAAAUAUUCCAUCAUGUAAUUUAGUUUUCAAAGGAGAAAGUGUUAAAGAGUUUAAUUACAUUA